UCAAAAUGUUAAAAAAUCAUUGGCCAACCUCAUUAGUAUUAUUACCACAGCUCACUUCUUUAGGCAUUGUCAGAAGCAGAAGGCGAGCUCGGAUAUCCAUGGAGGUUGGCGGCUUAGACUCCCACGGCCGCCAAUUCAAGAACGCCGAUGAGAUGUGGACUGAUCAAGUCGGAGAUCCCACCAAAAAGACUGAAUGGUAUCGCCAAGGCGUCGGCUAUUGGGAAGGCGUGGAGGCCUCCGUUGAUGGGGUAUUAGGAGGAUAUGGUCAUGUAAAUGACGCAGACAUUACGGGUAGUGAGGCUUUUCUCAAUACACUCCUUUCUGAGCGUUUUCCCAUUGUUUCUGCUGCAUCAAACCAACGUCACCUCGUUGCUCUUGAUUGUGGUUCUGGAGUUGGGAGAGUAACGAAAAAUCUUCUAAUAAGAUACUUCAAUGAGGUUGACCUUCUUGAGCCUGUAUCACAUUUCUUAGAGAAGGCCCGAGAAAGCUUGGCUCCUGAGAAUCAUAUGACCACAGAUACGAACAAAUCCGUUAAUUUUUACUGUGUGCCUCUUCAGGAAUUCACUCCAGAAGUGGGAAGAUAUGAUGUCAUAUGGGUUCAAUGGUGCAUUGGACAUUUGACGGAUGAUGACUUUGUGUCAUUUUUCAAGAGAGCUAAGGUUGGUCUCAAACCUGGUGGGUUUUUUGUUCUGAAGGAGAACAUUGCAAGAAAUGGAUUUAUCUUGGACAAUGAGGAUCGGAGUGUUACUAGGUCUGAUUCAUACUUCAAGGAGCUCUUCCAUAAAUGUGGGCUGCAUCUUUACAAAUCAAAGGAUCAGAAGGGGUUGCCGCAGGAGCUAUUUGCUGUAAAGAUGUAUGCAUUAACAACAGAUGUACCAAAGAAGGUUCAUCACACUAGGUCCAAAGUGAGAGCUAACAGACCAGGAAUCAUCAGAUGAACUACACCCAUUUCAACAUAUUCGCAUCUUGCGUUUUCUUGUGUUCCAUUCGUACCUUCUCAUGAGGUAUCAAACCAUUUUUUCCCCCACUAUGGAGACCAAAAAUAGAGGGUUUUUGAUUCCUGUGCGAGUGUUUCUUGCUCUGCUGUACAUACUAUUGAUGUUGUUGUCAGUGAUAGGUUUAAAUGUGUAAAAAUAGGACGGGCCUAAUGAGCUUAGCAUGGACGAUAGGGAUUAGCAAUUAUGUUCGGGUUGACACGACACGACAUGAUUUAUAGACGCGUUAGUAACCUUAAAUCGGCUCGACACAAUUUGUAAUGGUCAUUUGAGUUGGCGCAGCAUGAUUUGUGUUCGAAUUUGAGUGAAACAUGACAUGAGCACAAGAACAAAUAUGCUCAUGUAACUUGAUUGAUUAGGUAAGAUCGAAAAACCCUUUACCGUUUUAAUCAAACUUUUCUCUACCAGUUAUGCUAAUAUGCACAAUCUUUGUGGAUUCGAUCA
This is a messenger RNA of Humulus lupulus (European hop), 1439 nucleotides long. Its product is annotated as alpha N-terminal protein methyltransferase 1. The transcript has 8 exons. Gene Ontology annotation, molecular function: methyltransferase activity. The coding region runs from base 6 to 938 and encodes 310 amino acids. Gene Ontology annotation, cellular component: cytoplasm. The record is from RefSeq and is a predicted model, not a curated record. Lineage: Eukaryota; Viridiplantae; Streptophyta; Magnoliopsida; Rosales; Cannabaceae. Gene Ontology annotation, biological process: N-terminal protein amino acid methylation.